GUUCCGCAUCCCGACGAGAUACUUGCAGCGCUCGAAAUUAGCCUUCGGAAGGUUCUUAGUAAGGAAAUCGGCUGCUUGAUCUUCUGUUCGUACGAACUCAAAGAUAAGCGAUUGUGCGCUGCAUCUCCUUCCACUUGCGGCCUUCUGGCUGUAGCACGUUCUGCCCCAAGAAGCUGGCAGCAUGUGCGACGUCUACCCGCGUACAAGAGACGGGGUACAUCACCGAUCCGACGCGUGACUGGUUCAUGCCCAGGAACAACGUGGCUCGCGGGAUCUGCUUCACUUGAAAAACGGCUGCAAGGAGUCUCUUCCAUGUCAUUGUGGUUGAGCGUCUCCUCAGUUGGCUCCCACACCCAAUCCACUCCCGGUUGGGAGUUUGUGAUCAGCUCCAGCAGGGGGCCUGUAUUGCGUCAUACAGCCCCAUACCCGAAGAAACUUCAGAAGGCUGAUGUCAACCGCUUCUGCCGCUGCUGCCACCGGAAGUUUCAGCUGCUGCAGUUCGGCCACUGCAGUGUUUUCCAGCAUG
Molecule: messenger RNA, 526 nt
Organism: Closterium sp. NIES-65
Lineage: Eukaryota; Viridiplantae; Streptophyta; Zygnematophyceae; Desmidiales; Closteriaceae
Source: the annotation of a GenBank genome assembly